AUGACUGCAUCAGCUUCGGCCAGCCUUCAGACGAAUGGCUAUCACAACGGUGUUGCCAGCCCUGGUGGUGCCUUGGAAGCCGGUGUCUUUGUACCAACGGUAGCUUUCUUCACGGCAGAUGAUAACAUUGACGAAGAAACCACCAAAGCCCAUGCCAAGCGUCUUGCCCGUGCCGGAGUCGCCGGUCUCGUAACCCAUGGUUCCAACGGCGAAGCAGUUCACCUCGACCACGCUGAACGAAAAUUGAUUACACGCUUCACACGUACUGCCUUGGAAGAGGUUGGCAAGGCACACCUCCCCAUCAUCGUGGGCUGUGGUGCUCAAUCAACUCGAGAGACGAUACAGUUGUGUCGGGAUGCUGGCGAAUCUGGUGGCACCCACGCUCUCAUCCUGCCACCCUCAUACUAUGGCGGGUUGUUGAACACGGAUUUGAUCAUCGAACACUUCCGUGCUGUAGCCGAUGCCAGCCCCGUCCCUCUUCUCAUUUACAACUUCCCUGCUCCUUGUGGCGGACUGGAUCUCAGCUCAGAUACUAUCCUUACUCUUGCUAAGCAUCCCAAUAUUGUUGGUGUAAAACUCACAUGCGGCAACACUGGCAAAUUGGCCCGUAUCGUUGCUGGUACCCAGGGUACUUCUUUCAGAACGUACGGCGGAAGUGCCGAUUUCAUUAUUCAGACACUGUCUGUCGGUGGUCAUGGCGUUAUCGCUGGCCUGGCCAAUAUCGCCCCAGUUGCCUGCAAUGAGGUUGCUCGGCUCUGGAGCAGUGGCAAAGUCGACGAAGCUGUCAAGAUGCAGGGCAUUGUCGCCGGCGGCGAUUGGGCCGCCAUCAAAGGAGGAUUCAUUUCUGUCAAGUCAGCCCUGCAGAGAUAUCACGGCUAUGGAGGACUGCCUAGAAAGCCAUGCACUGUUCCCGAGGGUAAAGCCCUUGAGGCUCAGAUGGCCGAAUUCCAGGAAUUGGUCGAUUUGGAAACCAAGUUUGGCGCUUCUGCGUAA
Pochonia chlamydosporia 170 is the source of this 993-nucleotide messenger RNA. Its product is annotated as dihydrodipicolinate synthetase family protein. Gene Ontology annotation, molecular function: 4-hydroxy-tetrahydrodipicolinate synthase activity. The coding region runs from base 1 to 993 and encodes 330 amino acids. The transcript has a single exon. Lineage: Eukaryota; Fungi; Ascomycota; Sordariomycetes; Hypocreales; Clavicipitaceae. The record is from RefSeq and is a predicted model, not a curated record.